CUUUAUUUUGCAAGAUUUUUCAUUUGUUUAUUAAAAUAAUAAAUUAUUUAUCAAAGUUGAAUGUUGAUAGACAAAAUGAUUUCACGAUUGACAUCGGUCAUUUUAUUAAUUUUUUUAAAAACAGAGUUAGCUAAAGCUCUGCCUACCAUGAACUGUGAUGAAGUCCAAAUGAAAAGCGAGCUGGAGAAAUGCCUGAAACCAUUCAAUAAUAAUUACAGAAAUGGAGUUGAAGUUCUCAAAAACUUGCCUGAUUCACAAGUCAAUGAAAUUUGCGGUGAAUUUGAGCAAGUAAAGCCAUGCAUGAUCCUCUUCAUGCAUUACUGUCCUGAUGUCAAGAAGAAACACAAAAAGUUGGAUAAAUUUGAGUAUGCCUGCACUGCAGACAGAAAAUUAGAUACUUGGCCUGCAAUGCCCAGUGUGAUUGUUGACAAUGAGGAUGAAAAUAAAGAAGAUGAAGAGAGAAGGUGGACGAUUGUAAAAGCCUGCAUAGCAGCUGGUGUUACAGUCCUUCUGAUUCUCUUCUGUGCCAUGGCGGAACUCAUUUCCAAAUUAAGAGUUUACUUGAGGGUUAAAAGGGCUGCCAAGCAGUCUGCCCAAGCUGAUCUGCAAUCUCUUAUCAAGAAACCAGAGGAUCCUGAUAACGCACCUGGUGCUGAGAAAAAGUGCUAGCCUGAGUGAUUUAUGGUGAAAAUGUUGGUGUGUCUGUGUGUGUGUGGU
This is a messenger RNA of Helobdella robusta, 717 nucleotides long. RefSeq lists its product as hypothetical. The record is from RefSeq and is a predicted model, not a curated record. The transcript has 5 exons. Lineage: Eukaryota; Metazoa; Annelida; Clitellata; Rhynchobdellida; Glossiphoniidae. The coding region runs from base 61 to 669 and encodes 202 amino acids.